AUGGCAUUGGAAUUCAAUAAGCCCAGUGGUUUGUGCCUCGAAGGAAACCUGUCUGAAAAUUUCAAAAUAUUUAAUCAAGAAAUAAAAAUAUAUUUUAAAGCAACAGAAACAGACAAAAAGGAUAAAGAUGUACAAGUGGCUCGAUUAUUAAAUUUGAUGGGUCAUGAUGGAUUGAAAUUGUACAACACAAUCAAAAAAAGUGGUGAAGAGUCAGUUGAGUCCAUAUUGGAAACAUUAGAAGAAUAUUGUAUUCCCAAAACUAAUGAAAUCAUUGAACACUUCAAUUUCUUUAAUAGAAAACAGCAGGAAGGUGAACAGUUUGAUGUAUGGUAUACUGAUCUCAAAAAACUGAUUAAAGGUUGUAAUUUUGGUGAAACUGAAAAUAAAAUAUUGAGAACACAAAUUGUGUUAGGAAUAUUUGACAAAGAAACGCAGACAAGACUGCUAAGGGAUGAUAUAGAAUUAACAAAAGUUGUAUCGUACUGUCAAUCAGUUGAACGUGCAGAAAGCAAUAGAAAAAUGCUGACUUCUACCAAUGAAUCCGACAAGGUGAUACAUGAAGUUGGAUACAAGACAAGAUGGGAAAACAAGGAUCAAAAUCAAAACAACACUUGGGUGAAGAACGAGAAGUGUGGAAAACAACGAAAAGGCAAUUAUUCAAAUGGACAUCAAAUAAGUAAAACAGGUAAUGAAUUUAAUAAUAUGAUAGAUUGUAAUAGGUGUGGUUUAAAGCAUGUGUAUAAAAAUUGUCCAGCAUAUGGCAAAUGUUGUAAAAAUUGUAAUGGGUAUCAUCAUUUUGCUAAGGUGUGUAAAAAGAAAAAAGAAUUUAAUAAGAAUGAAACAAAAAAAGCGCAAGGAAUAGUGGUUGAAAAUAGAGAAGAGGAGAAUAUGUUUUCUGUAGAAUCUGUACAUAAGUUAUGGUCGAUUAAAAAUGAAUGGUGUAAAACGUUUAAGGUUAAUGGUAAAGAUAUGAAUUUUAAAUUAGAUAGUGGAGCUGAGAUUAAUACAUUAUCAGAAGUGGAUUGUAUAAAUCUUGGUUUAAAAGAACUAAUUAGAACUACAAAAGUUACACUAGAAGUAUACGGUGGAUUUAAAAUGAAACCCAUAGGUGAGGUUAAGACUCUGUUAACGUUAGGCGACAAAAAUGUAGAGACAGAAUUUAUUGUAAUUGAUAAAGCUUAUAAUAGUAAAUCAAUAAUUGGUCUACCAAUGCUUACAGAAUUUGAGUUAUUAAGAAAUGUAGAUUUUAUUACCAAAAAGAAUGAGGAGUCUGGAAAAGAUAAUUUUAUUAAAAGAAACAUUGAUGUUUUUGAAGGUGUAGGUUGUUUCCCAGAUGUAUGUAAACUGAAAUUAAAAAAAGGUGUAGUACCUAAAGCUAGUGUGGCAAGAAGAGUUCCUAUAAAAAUCAGAGAUAGGUUAAAAUUGAAAUUAGAGGAACUUGUAAAAAAAGAAAUAAUAACUCCGAUGGAUGAACCAUGUGAAUGGGUAAACAAUUUAGUAGUAGUACAAAAACAAGAUUCAUCGCUGAGAAUUUGUCUAGAUCCGAAAGAAUUAAAUAAUGGCUUAGUAAGAGAACAGUUUACAGUACCAACAUUAGAAGAGAUUACUCCAAAAUUGGUUAGUAAAAAAUAUUACAGUGUUCUGGACUUAAAAGAUGGGUAUUACCAUAUUAAGCUUGAUGAGAAGUCAAGUAAGUACUGUACGUUUAGUACACCUUUUGGAAACUACAGAUUUUUAAGGUUAGCGUUUGGAUUAAAUGUGGCACCAGAACUGUUCAUGAAGCAGAAUGAAAAAUAUUUUGGAGACAUAGAAGGUGUAAUUAUAUAUUUUGACGACUUAUUAAUUGCUGCAGAGUCAGAAGAGCAACAUUAUCAAAUUAUGAAUAAGGUUGUAGAGAGAGCUAGAAAAUAUAACAUUAGGUUUAAUAUUACAAAACUGCAAUAUAAGCAGCGAGAAGUAAAAUUCAUGGGAUUAAUUUUUAAUGAGAAAGGCAUGAGUCCAGAUAGUGAGAGAAUAGAAGUCAUUAAGAAGUUAAAAAAUCCUAGUAAUAAAAAAGAAUUACAGCAGAUAUUAGGUGUUGUAAAUUUUUUGAGACAAUUUAUACCAAACAUGUCUGAAAUAAUUAGCCCAAUGAGAGAUUUGUUAAAGAAUGAUACAGCAUGGAAUUGGACAGAUGAGCACAGAAAAAUAUUAGAAAUAAUAAAAAGUUUAAUUAGUGAAAAAUCAUUAUUAGUACAUUUUAAUGCCAAAGAAGCAGUGCAAAUACAGUGUGAUGCGUCCAAAGAUGCUAUUGCAUGCUGUUUAUUACAAUCAAAUAAACCAGUAUGGUUUGCUUCGAGAUCGCUAACAGAGACUGAACAGAUGUAUGCAGUAAUUGAGAAAGAGCUAUUAGCUAUUACAUUUGCUGUAAAAAAGUUUCAUUAUUACAUUUAUGGUCACAAUGAGGUUAAAAUAUAUACAGAUCACCAGCCGUUAGUGUCGAUUGUAAAAAAGAAUUUAGAGAAGAUAGAGAACAAUAGAUUAAAACGAUUAAAAUUAAAAUUAAUAAAUUAUAACUUUACGUUAGAGUAUUUGCCUGGGAGAUAUAUGUACAUAGCAGAUUUGUUAACUAGAAACAUAAUACAUAAAGAAGAGAAAGAUGAUGAAUCAUUGAAAGACUUAAUACAUACGGUGAAGAUUACAGAAAUAAAAUACAGUACAGAAAAACUAAAUGAAUUAAAACUAGAAACAAAUAGAGAUGUGGUUUUACAAAGAGUGAAAGAGUAUUAUUCAAAUGGGUGGCCAAACAAAAUAAAAGAGAAUAAUGAGAUUAAUCACUUUUACAAAUUGAAAUCAGAGUUGUCAAUUGAGGAUGGACUGGUAUACUUUGAAAAUAGAGUAGUCAUACCGAAAACAUUGAGAAGUGAUAUGCUUAAAAAACUGCAUGAUAGUCAUCAAGGCGUGUCCAAAACAAAAGAGUUAGCAAAACAACAUGUUUAUUGGCCAGGUAUAAUGUCUGAUAUUACUAAUUUAGUAUUAACAUGUCCUAUUUGUAAUAAAUACAACAGAAGUAAUAAGAGAAAUGAAUUAUUGAAUCAUGAAAUACCAAAUAUACCAUUUGAUAAAGUAGGAGCGGAUAUAGCUCAUUAUGGUGGUAAGGACUAUUUGGUGAUUGUAGAUUAUUUCUCAAGGUGGGUAGAAGUGAGUAAAUUAAAAUGGAAAACCGCAACAGAAUUGAGCAAAAAGUGUAAGAAAAUAUUUGCAAGGUUUGGUAUUCCUAGUAUAUUAAUUGCUGACAACAUGCCUUUUAAUAGUUUUCAAUUUAGAUCAUUUGCUAAAGAGUGGGGGUUUCAAAUAAAUAAUUCUAGUCCAAAUCAUCCUAUUAGUAAUGGAUUAUCAGAAAAAUAUGUUGGUUUAGUAAAGAAAAUGAUUAAAAAGUGUAGAGAAACAAACGGUGAGUUAGAAGAUUAUUUGCUUACUUAUAGAAAUACACCACUAGCUAAUAUUGGUCAAUCUCCUGCAAGUUUAGUUCAAAAUAGAGUCUUGAAAACAAAAUUACCUAUUAGGACCAUCCAGGUAGAUAAAAAUAAUAUAAUAAAAGAAAAAAUGAUAGAAAACCAAAACAAUCAAAAAAGAUAUUUUGACCAAAAAGGUACGGUAAAAGAAAUCUUAUUUGAAGAAGGUGAAAAGGUAUGGUUACAAGACAAAUUUAACAAAAGAUGGAGUGUGGCAACAAUAAUAAAAAAACUUGAGUUACCAAGAUGCUACUUGGUAAGAGAUGAGAAAGGAAAGUUGGUGAGGAGAAAUAUUUUUUUCCUUAGGAAAAGGAAAACAUUAAGUUUGGAAGUUGAUGUGGAAGGAGAUAAAGUAAAUAGAGAAGAGACAGAAGAGAAAAUAAUAACUGUGGAAAAAUUGAGAAGAACAGAGAGACAAAGCAAAAAACCAGAUAGGUUGAUGUAUAACUAA
This is a messenger RNA of Macrosiphum euphorbiae (potato aphid), 3945 nucleotides long. The record is from the annotation of a GenBank genome assembly. NCBI's taxonomy places the organism in Eukaryota, Metazoa, Arthropoda, Insecta, Hemiptera, Aphididae.